GAAGCGCGUCUUCUUCUCGCUUCUAUCUAGACUGUACGCUCAGUGUUGUCAGACGUGGAGUUAAGCGCUUCAGAAAAUGGAUAAAGGUGACAAUAAAACACGCUGAAAGAUGAUUUGGACUGGUGCUCGGACUGCUGGAUUUACACUCAUGCGACACGGAAUCUGAGGACUCCUCAUUGAAAACUUGCACCGUGACAUGCAAUUUGCACUGCAAAAUUGGUUGAAACUUGGGGCAGUGUCGUCAUAGUAGUUUUCUGAAACGAGAUUUGAGCUGUCACAGAAGCAGGCAAGAAAGGCAACACAAUGCUGGCAAAUAUGUCUCCUGUGCCAGUUUUACCGCUGGUGAUAAGCUGUUGUAUGUCGAUUUUUGGCUGUUUGGCCACCAUCAAACUAAUUCCUGCUUUCAGAGACCAUUUUAUAUCAGCGAGGUUGUAUGGAAUGGACCUAAACAAAACAUCCAAAAAGGAAGUCCCAGAGUCCCAGGGGGUUAUCAGUGGAACUGUCUUCCUGAUAAUCCUGUUCUGCUUCAUCCCAGUGCCUUUCCUUAGCUGCUUUGUUGGAGAUCAAUGUAUGGGCUUUCCCCAUGAUGAGUUUGUCCAACUGAUUGGCGCUCUUCUGGCCAUCUGCUGCAUGAUCUUCCUUGGUUUUGCAGAUGAUGUACUGAACCUGCGAUGGAGACACAAACUCCUUCUCCCCACAAUGGCGUCUUUGCCUCUACUCAUGGUUUAUUUUACCAACUUUGGCAACACAGUCAUUGUGGUACCCAAACCAUUCAGGGUUCUGCUUGGACUUCACUUAGAUCUGGGGAUUCUUUACUAUGUCUACAUGGGGAUGCUGGCAGUCUUUUGCACAAAUGCAAUCAACAUUUUAGCUGGAAUCAAUGGCAUUGAGUCAGGUCAAGCUCUGUUCAUCUCUGGCUCCAUUAUUAUAUUUAACUUCCUAGAACUCAGUGGGGAUUACGGUCCUGAUCACGUCUUCUCCUUGUACUUCAUGAUUCCAUUCUUUUUCACUACAUUAGGAUUGUUUUAUCACAAUUGGUAUCCCUCAUCAGUUUUUGUUGGAGACACUUUUUGUUAUUUUGCUGGAAUGACCUUUGCUGUUGUGGGAAUCCUGGGUCACUUUAGCAAAACAAUGCUGUUGUUUUUUAUUCCUCAAGUGGCAAACUUCAUAUACUCGCUUCCUCAACUUUUUCAUAUCAUCCCCUGUCCAAGACAUAGACUCCCCAGAUUAAAUCCAGACACAGGCAAACUUGGUAUGAGUUACUCAAAAUUUAAAAGUAAGGAUCUCUCAAAAUUAGGUCUUCUAAUUUUACAGGUUGCAGAGUUCAUGAGAGUGCUUGAUGUAAGAAGGGAGAGGAAAGACGGGGAUGAUUAUAUUGAAUGCAACAACAUGACUUUAAUAAAUCUAGUGCUAAAACUACUUGGUCCAACACAUGAAAGAAGUCUCACAGUCAUCAUGCUCAUUAUUCAGGUCAUGGGAAGCGUUGUGGCAUUUGGGAUUCGUUAUCACCUGGUUCGUCUCUUUUAUGAUGUUUAGGUUGAUAGACAUGGAAGAAGCCAAUGCUGACUGAAAUGUUUUUAUGUGGGAAUUAAUAUUACCAUACACAAGUCUACAUUCAAGCGGAAGCUAAUGCUUCAUUGUUACAUUUCUGCCUUGGACACCAUUUGAAUGGUGUUGAAACUGUACCCUUUUAUUUUUGAGUGCACUGUAUUGCAUUGCAUGCAAAAACUAAAUGGUUUUAUCCAAAAAGAUAUCUUUGCUUUACCUCUGAAUUGAGUUGUUAAUGGUGUCAUCUCAUCAUAUAUGAGUCAUACUUUUCUACUUGAGUACAUAACAAAACACUAGCGUGUCACACUAAUCACCAAUACUGGUUUGGUUAUAUCAAAAAUUGCAAUGCAACAAAACCAAAAUAUAAACUUGAUUUUCAUAGGGCUAUGAAGGAGAUUAACAAGAUUACUGCAAGGUGCAUGACUCAUAAGUCACCAAAAACAAUAAAUGUGAAUGUAAAAAAUAAUAGCAUAGCACUGAUUUGUCCUGAAAUUAUAUGUUUACUAAUAUUUUGCAGUAAAAUGGUUCUGAGCUAUGAAGCAAUGUCUCAUGUUUGUAAUUAUUGUACAGUUUAUCCAAAUAAAAUAAUAGACGUUGUCCCUUUUU
This is a messenger RNA of Periophthalmus magnuspinnatus, 2154 nucleotides long. It is a transcript of the gene dpagt1, whose product is annotated as dolichyl-phosphate (UDP-N-acetylglucosamine) N-acetylglucosaminephosphotransferase 1 (GlcNAc-1-P transferase). Gene Ontology annotation, biological process: dolichol-linked oligosaccharide biosynthetic process; protein N-linked glycosylation. The transcript has 9 exons. Gene Ontology annotation, molecular function: UDP-N-acetylglucosamine-dolichyl-phosphate N-acetylglucosaminephosphotransferase activity. Gene Ontology annotation, cellular component: membrane. NCBI's taxonomy places the organism in Eukaryota, Metazoa, Chordata, Actinopteri, Gobiiformes, Gobiidae. The record is from RefSeq and is a predicted model, not a curated record. Bases 304 to 1536 code for a protein of 410 amino acids.